Schistocerca serialis cubense is the source of this 3439-nucleotide messenger RNA. Its product is annotated as Werner syndrome ATP-dependent helicase-like. The transcript is spliced from 17 exons. Gene Ontology annotation, biological process: double-strand break repair via homologous recombination; telomere maintenance; DNA replication. Lineage: Eukaryota; Metazoa; Arthropoda; Insecta; Orthoptera; Acrididae. Gene Ontology annotation, cellular component: nucleus; nucleoplasm; cytoplasm. Gene Ontology annotation, molecular function: ATP binding; nucleic acid binding; 3'-5' DNA helicase activity. The record is from RefSeq and is a predicted model, not a curated record. Bases 200 to 3343 code for a protein of 1047 amino acids.
UAUAUUGUUCCAGCAUUUAACUGUAAGAAAUAUGUCGCGUGUGAGUAAAUUAGUUAAAAUGGGUAUCUAGACAUCGAUAGUAACUGUACGAACAUGGUAUCUACACAAUAAUCCUGAUGAUCUUUGGCAUGUUUUGUUUUGAUGAUAUUUGAGAGGCGCUUCAAAUAGAUGGGUGUCGCAGGAGAGAGAGAUUGAAAAUAUGUUUCGUUCACCUUCUGUUGACAAACAAGCUGAUUUGACUGGGAUAUCACUUGAUGGCGAUCUUGAAAACUAUCAGAAAUCUUGUGGAAGCUCAGCGCUCCAGUUUGACAGUCAGUGCCCAUCUGAGAAACAUAUACGGGUUCUGAAAAAAUAUUUUGGCCAUCCAAAAUUCAGACCAUUGCAAUGGGAGAUAAUUUAUACAGUUUUAGAGAAAAAGAGAGAUUGCUGUGCUGUGAUGGCUACAGGAUAUGGUAAAAGUUUACUUUACCAGUAUCCUCCAGUGUACAGCCAAGGACUUUCACUUGUUAUUACACCGCUCAUAUCACUUAUGGAAGAUCAAACAUGUGCGUUGCAGGUGCUAAAUAUCCCAGCAACAUUCUUAGGAUCUGCUCAGAAACAAUCAGGGCAAGUUAUAUCAGCAAUGUUGGCAGGGAAGUAUAGAGUUGUUUAUUUAACACCUGAAUUUUGUUCAGGCGACCUUGGACAGCAAGUUCUGAAGGACCUAUCUGAGUCUGGCAUGUUGACACUUGUUGCAGUCGAUGAAGCUCAUUGUAUAAGUCACUGGGGACAUGACUUCCGUAGCAGUUACAGAUGCUUAGGAAAAAUCCGGGAGCUGUUAUCAAAGGUUCCAUUUCUUGCAGUAACAGCGACUGCAACUCCAACAGUAUUUGAUGACAUCUGUAGAUCACUGAAACUCAGGAAGCCACAUUGUGUAAAAUCUAGCUUUGACAGGCCAAAUUUAAUGUUUUCAGCUUCACAGAAGUCUGUUAACAUAAUGGAUGACUUUUCUCGCUUCAUUGAACGUAAAGGAAAGGAAGUUUCUUUUAAUGGCCCAACAAUCAUUUACUGUCCGACUAAGAAAAUGACAGAGAAAGUGGGAGAAACUCUAAUUGCUGAAGGUGUAAGUUGUGGAGUGUACCAUGCAGGCUUAUCAUUGGAGACAAGGAAACGGAUUCACACAGAUUUCAUUAAUGAUAAGUUGCAAGCUGUUAUAGCUACUGUGGCAUUUGGUAUGGGGAUCAACAAACCUGAUGUCAGAAAUGUAAUUCAUUAUGGUGCUCCUAAGGACAUAGAGUCAUUUUACCAGGAAGUGGGACGUGCUGGGAGAGACGGAGAACCAUCGAAAUGCCACUGCUUUUUUCAGAACUCAGACUUCCAGCUUAACCGGUCUCUCUUAAUGGGCAUCAGUGGGGAGAACCAGAAACAUCGACUCCACAUGGCACAGGAAAUGGAGAGGUACUUGUACUCUACAGACUGUAGACGAAAGCUGCUCCUUUCACAUUUCCAAGAUGACUCAUCUGAAGCAUUAAGCAUUGAUUCUAGUGUGUGCUGUGAUAACUGCAUUCGCAGGAAAAUACCAGGCAACAAUGAUCAGUACGAUGGCCUUGAGACAGAUGGCACUAUAGAAGUGGCCAAAGAGGCACAUUUGUUAAUGGGAGCAGUGGAGGCCAUGUCAGGCAGAUUUGGCCUUGCAAAAUACAUAUUGAUGUUGCGUGGAUCAACAUCUUCCAAACUCCCUCCUGCUGCUGUGAAACAUAAGUUGAAUGGCUGUGGAAAACACAAGCCUGAUGCUUGGUGGAGAGCAUUAGGCCGAACACUCAUCCAGGAAGGAUAUCUUGUUGAGGAUGGAAGUUCCUUCAUGCGUCAUGGAAUGAAACAUGUUGGGUUUCCAAUGACAACUGUUAGGCUUUCAAAACUUGGGGAGUCUUUUCUCAGAAAGUUCGCUGCGGCUCCUGAUGCUACAACACUACGAUUAACAGCAUCCCAAGAAAUUCUUGCGUUAAUGAAGAAGAAACCACAGAUAGUUCUGUCAUCAGCUGGUUGGCAUGAUACUGAAGACCAAACAGUUGAAGGAAGCAGCCAGCUGCCAAAUGUUACUCAGAAUGACUUGGAGCAAGAAACAAUAGGUCUUUUGCAUCGUGAGCUGCUGUCACUACGAAAUUAUCUGGCUUACGAAAAUGGUUGUGCACCAUACAUGAUUGCAAGUAACCUGAUGCUGCUCAAUGUUGCCAGAGUCCGACCUAGCUCUACAGCUCAGUUAUCACGGGUGGAAGGUUUCACAGGAGCUAAAGUAGAGAAAUUUGGUCCAGCUAUUGUUCUGAAGGUAACAAAAUUUUGCCAACAGCAUGGUGUCCCUCAAGAUAUUGUGACAACUCAAGAUCUUAUUGAAAAAAUUUCACAGACUGCAAAUGUAACGUACAGUCUGUUUCGUCAGGGAAAAAGUCCUGAUCGUAUAGCUUCAGAGAGGCAAAUCCAGCUAUCAACAGUAAUCAGUCAUCUCGCAGAGGCAAUUCGCUCAGGCUUGCCUGUGGACCAUAAACAACUUGGUGUUAAUGACGACAUGCUAGAAAUGGUGCUUAAUGUUGUUCGGUCUCCUGCAUUAGGUUCAGAUAUAUCAAGACUCCGUCCAAUCAAAGAAAAUUGUCCAACUGAAAUUUCUUGGGAACACCUUAAAAUAGCUGUUGCUGUUUUGACCCAGAAAUAUGGAACUACAAAAGGUGGCAGCUUUCUUAUGAUGUUGGAAGAAUUUAAACGGACCACAGACAUACAGUAUGAGUAUCAGGUUAAAAAGUUUCAGGUUUCGCCUCCACAUGAUGAGGAUGAUGGCAAAUGGUUUUGUGCAAAGCCAUCAGCAUCACAGGAUUCCAGUGGAUGGGAAGAUGGUGAUGAACUACUUUUUGAUGUUGAUGAUUUAGAACAUUUAGAAAAAGUUGAAAAACUAUCAUGCAAAUCAGGAAGUGCAUUUGAAGCGACAUUUAAAGGUUAUUCUCCUCAACAUGAAAUUUCUACUGCUGCAGAUAGUGGUAGCUUCAAUGAUGGUAGCAUAAAACAUAAGGGUGCAAGGCAUGAAGAAAUGUGUGAAAAUGAAAGUGACAGCUAUAACAAAGACAGGAUUAUUACUGUAGACGAAAAUGAGUGUCCAAAGGAAAGUGAAAUAAGUGCAAUAGAACAGUCAUCUGUAACAAGUGACAAUCCUCCUAACAGCAGUCAAAGUAACCAGGAGUCAAGUGAACAUCAGGAACUUCAUAACAGUGAAAGCACAGUGCAGGGCACCAAGAAACGUGUUCCUGAUUGGCUUUCGCAAGAGAUGAAACAAGAAGUCAAGACGAAAAUGAAAAAAUCCUCAUUAUUUAAACUAUAAUUAUUUAUUUAGUGAAAUAGUUCAGGCAACAAUUAUAUAUUUUUUAAUUGUUCAUUGCAUUUUUGUCUACAAUUAAAUUUUUUAAUCAUCUUUAAA